AUGCACACACAGUGACAGAGAAAGAUCAGGCACCGAGUGACGGGAGCAUCUCCUCUCCUCUCUGUGUAUCCCACCCUGUAAGCCAGAAGAAAAAAGAUGUCUACCGUACUAACCAGACUACCUUCAUCAUUGGAGAAACACCAAAAGGAAUCCGUAGAAAGCAGUUUGAAGAAAUGGCCUCUUACUACAAGUUAUCGGUGCAGGAAUUUGCCAGACAAGUAACCAGCACCACAUCUGAAGAGCGACAGAGAAUGCUCAGGGACUUCUACAGUCUUCAGCACCCGGAGGUAAAGGGGUUCUUUGUGAAUUCUGCUUCAGAGUUGAUCAGAUCUGUCCACAAGGAAGAAAAAAGUGUCAAGAAUAAAGCUAAAGAAAAACAAUCUCUUUCGAAAGAAAGGCCCUCAAAUGAUACUUUGUCAUGCAAUGAUUCCACCAACAAAAUGUCUCAAGUUUACAACCCAAAACUAUGUAAAGGAAAAUCAAUCAGAUCUCAAAAUCACAGUUCCCAUGGAGAAAAGACAUUUUCUAGUGUUGCAAAAAUUAAGAAAUCCUCUGUCAACUUUAUUCAAGAGAUUGACAGUGAGAGAAAUGGUCACACACCCAAGAACACCAUGAUACCCUUCUGUCCAAACAGCAAGUCUGAAACCCCGGAGACAGAGCUAGAAAAUUCCCCAAGACACCAGCAGGACCUCACAGGAGCAUGCAGUUCAAGAAACAGACCACUUUCCAAGCUGGGAGACAAAAGGGUAGAAAACCCAGUGUCAGAACACACUCCUGUGGAAGGCUUGCUUGGUGACACCUCUAUUCUUAAUGACCUCUUUAAAAGCCAUGGGGAAGGUCCCACACAACUGCCAAAGGAGGUUCUUUCAGGACCGGUGGCAAAAGCAAAGCAGAGGCCAAAAGAUUUCUGGGACAUCCUGAAUGAGCAGAGUGAUGACAGUCUCAGCAAACUCACUGACUUGGCAGUGAUCGAGACUCUGUGUACAAAAGUGCCCCGCUCCACAGCCUCCAAAAGGAAAGAUGAGCUGGAGGCUUCCCUGUGGAAAGCAAAUGAGAAGUUUCUGUGGAAAACAUUUAACUCGGAUGCCGAUGAAGGCCCAGCCAAUACAGAGAGAGAGUAGAACAUGGAUGGUUAGUGUAUCAUUGAGCUGCCAGCCCUGUUUAUGGUACUGUAGUAGCAUCCUGAACAGUUGUUUGUAGACUUGCUUAUUAAAGUAUUGCUUUAGUGUUACUUAACAGCCUAAAAUGUUAUCAUGGUUUUUCUUUCCUUAAUAUGUUUUAAUCAUUAAUGCCCAAUUUAUACAUUUCUGGAGAUCAAGCCCAGGACAUCGUAUAUGCCAGCAAGCACUCCAGCCAACUCAGCUACAUCUCCUGCCCCUGAUUUAAUCUCUUAACAAAUGUGAUUAUGUCAUUUUAUAACCCCUAUUAUACGUGUGAUUCUGUGGCCUCACAUGAGUGACUUGCACUGUGUUUGUCCACUCCUCAUAUGAAAGGUAACAGGACUGAGCCAUAUUAACCUAACCUUGCACUUUUAAACUCUUCCAGAAUGUCCCAAAUCAAGGGCAGUCACUAAACUCUUCUCAUGGGCAUUGGGAAGUUACUGUUUUCCUUCUUCCUUGGGAUUAUGUUCUAGUAAUGUUGAAUUAUUUUAGAUAAAAGUUGUAAUUAGGAAUGAAUAUUUGGUAUUAUGUUAAAAUGGUAACUUUAUAACUGCUCAGGGUCAUGUAUACGUUUGUGAGCUGUGAUGCUAAAGUAAUGGGAUUGUUACCAUUGACCAGAGUGCCAAAGCCUUAACUUUUCCUAUUACUUUGAUUUAGUAAAUAAAAAUAAAUCUUUGUAUUUUAACUUUAUUUCUUAAGUGGAAGGAAAUGAAUAAGCAUUUGAAUUUAAUUGAAACCUCUUUCAUUGAAUUUAAUGUAUGUGGUUUACACACUCUGAAAUGUGCUCAUUGUUGGAUUUAUUAGUGGCAUUUUCACAGCUGCUGUGGUCUGUGAUAGGUGCUUGACUAUUUAGGUGACAGCUACAGGUGAAGGCAAAGAGGUCCCGUCUGUGAAGCAUCUGCCUAUGUAGUC
Cricetulus griseus (Chinese hamster) is the source of this 2072-nucleotide messenger RNA. Lineage: Eukaryota; Metazoa; Chordata; Mammalia; Rodentia; Cricetidae. The record is from RefSeq and is a predicted model, not a curated record.